Macrosiphum euphorbiae (potato aphid) is the source of this 417-nucleotide messenger RNA. The record is from the annotation of a GenBank genome assembly. NCBI's taxonomy places the organism in Eukaryota, Metazoa, Arthropoda, Insecta, Hemiptera, Aphididae.
AUGAAUAACCGAUUAAGGUCGUAUGUUCUUAAGAAAUUCACUAAAGAACAAGAUAAACGAUUGAAGACUGCAAAAAAAAGAUAUAAAAAUAUAAAAGACACAUAUUUGAAAAUUAAAAGAUCGAGAAAAAUGAGACCCGGGAUGAAAAUGUCAAGGGUUUCUUUAAAAUCAACCAAAUGGAACUUAGCACCGCAUUUAAAAUGUUUAGAUGUUCUACCAGAUAAAGUUCUUACAUCACAUAUUAAUGUUAUGGAUUACGAUGAAAAUUCCAACUCUGAGCGAAAUGAAGACGAAGAAGCCACUGAUACUCAAUCUGGGCAUUACGAUCAAAAACUUCCACCCCAAUUAAUUCAAGCAAAAGUUAAAAUGUUGUCCAUUGUAAUGGAUUUGGAACUUCAAGCAUCAAGUGAUGUGUGA